This is a messenger RNA of Phyllopteryx taeniolatus (common seadragon), 5841 nucleotides long. RefSeq names its product ras-specific guanine nucleotide-releasing factor 1. The coding region runs from base 205 to 3975 and encodes 1256 amino acids. Gene Ontology annotation, cellular component: plasma membrane. NCBI's taxonomy places the organism in Eukaryota, Metazoa, Chordata, Actinopteri, Syngnathiformes, Syngnathidae. Gene Ontology annotation, biological process: Ras protein signal transduction; positive regulation of GTPase activity. The record is from RefSeq and is a predicted model, not a curated record. The transcript is spliced from 27 exons. Gene Ontology annotation, molecular function: guanyl-nucleotide exchange factor activity; protein binding.
CCCGCCCCCUCCUCCUCAUCUUGUCUCUCAGUCAGUGGCGAACAAUGAGGACCUGCAAGGGGUUCUUUUUCACAAUGCAACUCUUGCUUUUUGACUUAAAAGUCUCGUCUUUCCGGCUAUCCUCUUUUUCCCUCUCCGGGGCCAUUGGCGAGAUGAUGUAAGGACCGAGUAAGCGCGCACGCUGAAGUCCGCUCUCCACCGAACAUGCAGAAGGGAAUACGGCUGAAUGACGGUCAUGUCACCUACCUGGGGCUUUUGGCCAAGAAGGACGGCACGAGACGCGGGUGCUUGAGCAAGAAGAGCUCGGACAACACGAAAUGGCACACCAAGUGGUUCGCGCUGUUGCAAAACAUGCUCUUUUAUUUCGAGAACGAGUCCAGCUCUCGCCCUUCGGGAUUGUACCUGUUGGAGGGAUGCAUAUGCGACAGAGCGCCUUCGCCCAAACCUUCGCUCUCGGCCAAGGAGUGUUUGGAAAAGCAGUAUUAUUUCACCGUCAGCUUCACUCACGAAAACCAAAAGGCCCUCGAGUUACGGACAGAAGAUGUGAAGGACUGCGAUGAAUGGGUGGCCGCCAUAUCACACGCCAGUUACAGAAACUUGGCCAACGAGCACGAGACCCUCAUGCAGAAGUAUCUUCAUCUGCUUCAAAUUGUGGAGACGGAGAAAACGGUUGCUAAGCAACUUCGACAACAGAUAGAAGACGGGGAAAUCGAGAUUGAGAGGCUCAAAUCCGAGAUCGCAGGGCUGCUGAAAGACAACGAGAAGAUCCACGCCAGUCCCACGGCAGCCCCGAAUGAGGAUGACUCCGAAAUCAAAAAGAUCAAAAAGGUCCAGAGCUUCUUGCGAGGUUGGAUCUGCAGGAGGAAGUGGAAGACUAUUAUCCAGGAUUACAUCCGCUCGCCGCAUGCCGAGAGCAUGAGGAAAAGGAACCAGGUGGUGUUCAGCAUGCUGGACUCGGAGGCCGAGUACGUGCAGCAGCUGCACAUUCUGGUCAACAACUUCCUGAGGCCGCUCCGCAUGGCCGCCAGCUCCAAGAAGCCGCCCAUCACCCAUGACGACGUCAGCAGUAUAUUCCUUAACAGUGAAACUAUCAUGUUUCUACAUCAGAUCUUCUACCAGGGGUUAAAAGCCAGAAUAGCCAGCUGGCCAACGUUGGUGUUGGCCGACCUAUUCGACAUCCUGCUGCCCAUGCUGAACAUCUACCAGGAGUUUGUGAGGAACCACCAGUACAGCCUCCAGAUCCUGGCCCACUGCAAGCAGAACCGAGACUUUGACAAGCUGCUGAAGCAGUACGAGGCCAAGCCCGACUGCGAGGAGAGAACUCUGGAGACCUUCCUCACCUACCCCAUGUUCCAGAUUCCCCGAUACAUCCUAACGCUUCAUGAACUUCUGGCCCACACGCCCCAUGAACACAUAGAGAGGAACAGCCUGGACUACGCCAAAUCUAAGCUGGAGGAGCUUUCGAGAAUCAUGCAUGACGAAGUGAGCGAGACAGAGAACAUCAGGAAGAACCUGGCCAUUGAACGCAUGAUCGUUGAGGGCUGCGAGAUCCUCCUGGACACCAGCCAGACGUUUGUAAGACAAGGUUCUCUCAUCCAGGUACCGAUGAGCGAGAAGGGCAAGAUCACCCGUGGGCGCCUGGGCUCUCUUUCUUUGAAGAAGGAAGGGGAGAGGCAGUGCUUUCUUUUCUCCAAGCAUCUAAUCAUCUGCACCAGAGGGUCUGGAGGAAAGCUUCAUCUCACCAAGAAUGGUGUCGUCUCCCUUAUAGACUGCACUCUUAUGGAGGACCCCGAGGGGACUGAUGAUGAGUCCAAAUCAGACAAAGGCGGCCAGGACAUGGAGCACCUGGACUUCAAGAUUGUGGUGGAGCCAAAGGACAGCCAGUCGUUCACAGUCAUCCUGGUGGCUUCCUCAAGGCAGGAGAAGUCUGCAUGGACCAGUGACAUCAGCCAGUGCAUUGACAACAUCCGCUGCAAUGGACUCAUGAUGAACGCCUUUGAAGACAACUCCAAAGUCACUGUCCCACAGAUGAUCAAGUCUGACUCGAGUCUGUACUGCGACGACGUGGACAUCCGCUUCAGCAAGAUGAUGAACUCCUGCAAGGUGCUUCAGAUCCGCUAUGCCAGCGUGGAACGUCUGCUAGAGAGGCUGACCGACCUGCGCUUCCUCUCCAUCGACUUCCUCAACACAUUCCUGCACUCAUAUCGCGUGUUCACCACUGCUGAUGUGGUGCUGGAUAAACUCAUCACCAUCUACAAGAAGCCGAUCAGCGCGAUCCCUGCUCGGUCCCUGGAGUUGUUCUUUGCAAGCAGUCAGAAUAAUAAACUCCUGUAUGGAGAGCCACCCAGCUCCCCCAGGGCCAGCAGGAAGUUCUCCUCUCCGCCUCCCUUGGCCAUCGCCAAGAACUCGUCCCCGAACCGACGACGCAAGCUCUCCCUCAACAUUCCCAUCAUCACUGGGGGCAAAGCUCUCGACCUGGCUGCCCUGAGCUGCUCCUCCAAUGGCUAUGCAAGCAUGUACUCCUCCAUGUCCCCGUUCAGCAAGACCACUUUGGACAUCAACAAACUCUACGUGACCAGCUCGAUUACCAGCAAAAUACCAGAUGAGGGGGAGGACAAGAAAGACAAGAUGGAGGAGACCUCAGUGUGCAAACAAGAUAUCUCUGUUCGGGAAGAAAGUGACACUGACCAAAACCAGAGCGAUGAUGCCGACCCAGAAGCCUCGCCAACAAAGUCGCCAACCACCCCGAAAAACAUCAAAUGCAAGAACUCCUCAGAGUUCUCUCUGUUCUCCUACAACAAUGGCAUGGUGAUGUCGUCAUGUCGAGAGCUGGACAACAACCGCAGUGCACUGUCCGCUGCCUCCGCCUUUGCCAUUGCUACAGCCGGAGCCAAUGAGGGCACCCCCACCAAGGAAAAAUAUCGAAGGAUGUCCCUCGCCAGCACAGGCUUCCCAACAGAUCAGAGGAAUGGCGACAAAGAGUUUGUCAUCAGACGAGCGGCGACCAACAGAGUUCUGAAUGUUCUCAGACACUGGGUGUCAAAACAUUCGCCGGACUUUGAGAGUAACAAUGAGUUGAAAACAAAGGUUAUUGCCUUCCUGGAGGAAGUGAUGCAUGAUCCUGAGCUGCUGACUCAAGAGAGAAAAGCAGCCGCCAAUAUCAUCAGAACUCUGACUCAGGAUGAUCACGGUGACAAUCAGAUCGCUCUUGAAGAUGUGACACAAUUGGUGAGUUCAGGAAAGGCCGACCCUUUCGAGAACCACUCAGCCUUAGAGGUUGCAGAGCAGCUCACCCUGCUGGACCAUCUGGUGUUUAAGGUCAUCCCAUACGAGGAAUUCUUUGGUCAAGGCUGGAUGAAGAAUGACAAGAAUGAAAAGACGCCCUACAUUAUGAGGACCACAAAGCACUUCAACGAUAUAAGCAACCUUAUAGCCACAGAGAUCCUGCGCUCAGACGACGUGGUCGCCCGGGUAGCGGUCAUUGAAAAAUGGGUGGCUGUGGCGGAUAUUUGCCGCUGUCUCCAUAACUACAACGCAGUGCUUGAGAUCACCUCCUCCCUCAACCGAAGUUCUGUCUUCCGUCUCAAAAAGACCUGGCUCAAGGUGUCCAAGCAGACAAAAGCAUUGAUUGACAAGCUGCAGAAGUUGGUCUCUUCAGAGGGCAGGUUCAAAAACCUGAGAGAGGCUCUGAAGAACUGUGAUCCUCCGUGUGUUCCCUAUCUGGGCAUGUACCUCACAGACCUGGCCUUCAUCGAGGAGGGCACACCAAACUACACCGAAGACAAUUUGGUCAACUUUUCAAAGAUGAGGAUGAUUUCUCACAUCAUCAGAGAAAUCCGACAGUUUCAGCAAACAGCAUACAAGCUUGACCUUCAACCAAAGGUAGCCCAGUACCUACUGGACGGGAUCUGUGUUCUGGAUGAAGAAAGCAUGUACGAAGCCUCCCUCAGAAUUGAGCCGAAAGUGUCCAACUGAUGGUCCUCUAUGCUAUGCUAUCUUCUCUGUUAAUAUGACACGUCAAUUCACAUACACACUCACUUUUGCAUUGUUGUACAAGAUAUUUGCUCUUCUGUACUGUAGAUGUUUAAGGUUGUUUCAUGACAGAAGAUAUGUUGAAGCUUUUUUUUAAAUUAAUUUGUAUUUAUUUUUUUAUUUUUUUUAAGCAUAAUAACAGAGGUCGCCUUGGUUUGUCAUGUUUACAUCAAUGUGACCAAUGACAUUAUUUCGCUUUGUGUAAGCUUUACACUUGCCAGCUAUCUUUACUUCAGUUUUAUCCGUAUUAGUUUGUCCGCAACCAAUGUAGCAUUGUAAAAAGCGCAUCAAAUCAGGUAAAAGAGCACAGAGAACACAGAGAUUUGCAAGCAAAGGAAGAUGUGGGAAAUACAUUCGGUGGUCAGCAAACCAUCUCUAUGCUUCCUAAACCAAAAAAAAAGAAAAAAAAAAGAGAUUAAUCUCUUCAUUUCUGCUCUGCAACAGAUGUUCCCAAAUGUUUUGCACCAUAGACUAUUUUUAUACUGACAACUUCCAGGACAAAAAUCACAAUGACACAUUAAUGAAACAGAAGCUAUUGUGCCUGGUUUGGUCAAAAUACACAAUUGUAAUUUGGUGGUGAAGAAAGGUGGUGAUGACAGACUGUUACCUUGUUGACUAAUAACCAUGUUGAGUUGUUCACUGAUAAUACUAUAUUAAAUUAUAUAUAUCACAGUUGGGUCUGUGGCAGGAACUGCAGAUAAAUAGCAAAGUGUUGGAAAGCGAUGCUCAUCGAUAUUUUAAAAUUGCUACCAAGUUUUUGUUUGUAUGAAUUUGUUCCUUGGUCUCCUGUCCUGACUGUGCAAAAUAAUGUCAGUCAUCGAUCAUUCAAGACAGGUUCCACCUCUUUUGUGUUUUGUUGUUUAUUGUAAAGAGUACACCAGUUCAGUAAAACAUGUUUGUUUAAAUUAUAAAUGAAUUUAUUUUUUAUUUUUUUAAAGUACUUUUCAAAAAAAGAUGGUAAGUGUUCAGCGAUACUUGUGUAGAGUAAAACGGUUCUUGCUCCUCUGUAAUUAAAAGACAAUCUGUCCAUCUUGCUGUUCCAGUGAUUGUGGAACGUGACAGUAUAUCACUCUGUUAUAUGCAUUGCUGUUUAUUAUCAAUAUGAUCAAAAUGUAAGUGAAUGACCUCUGCCUGCAGCAUUCAAACACUAUUUUUGUAGUAGUCUAUGAGUGACCUGCUCUUUAUAUAAACACAAGAAAGUAUUUUGUACUUUGUUGUUAAUUCACUUCUCUGACAGACGCUGUACAUUUUUGUACAUGCUAGCCCUGCAUAUUCCUCAAUGUGGAACGGUGUAAUCCUUUAAAAUAUAUAUACAUAUAGCAAGCUUCAACACAAACUUCUACAACAGUGUGGUCUUGAAACCAUGACUUUAGAGUAGGCAUCAACAAGUGUUUUGCAUUAUACUGUAAUCCUGUCUAUAACCAUUUCUGUUAGCAGGAAUUAUAGUAAUGUAGUGCUUAUUCUGUGAAUAUUUGUAUUUUUACUAUGUAUGUACAGGACACUUUUGAAGCUCACGUGACAGGCAUGCAACACAGACAAAAUAAUAUUAUAUACUUAUACUCUAGACACUUAUACAUGCACAUACAGUACUCCUAUAAGGUAUAUGAACAAAUAAACAUUUUUGCUGUUAGCAAUACCCAGUGGUAUGAAAAUUAUAUUUCAACCCUCAUGUUUCCACACCUUAAUAAGACAUUCCCCAUUUUGUAAGAAAGUUAAAUAAAUGUAAAAAAUAUAUAAAUAUAAAAUCAAAUUUCCGUAUUAUGUUUCCAAGUUACCUCUUGCUAAUAAAUCCAUUUUGUCUCAGGGGCA